AUGAAGCUUCUGGUUUUAGCACUGGUGGCUGUCGCAUCUGCUGCCCCACAGGGGUACAACCUACCCACUCCUUCUGGCCCAUCAUUUAAGGCCGGGGGUUGUGGGGGUGGACAAGUGCGACACGUGGAUGGCAGCUGCGUCACACCUCAAGUGAACAGUCGUGUGUUUUUGUAUGAUGUGCCACCAAAUCAGGCUUCUUCCAGUCAAGCACCAUACAUUCCCAAGCCUAAACUGGAACGAAAUAUUGUUUUUGUGAGACUUCCUGAUGGUGCCCAAGGACCAGAACCCAUCGUCGUUCCUCCUCCGAGGCAACAGCACGUCUUAUUCGUGCUUAACAAGCAGUCGGCGCAAGGUCAGCAAGUCAUCGAGGUUCCAGCACCACCAGCGUCCAACCCCGAAGUGUUCUUCGUGAACUACGCAGAAGGAGAAAACCCAACUCUUCCUGGUGGAGUAGACCUCCAAACGGCCCUGAGUGCUGCCUCUCAAGGUAGCGGUCAAGUUGUGGGAGGUGGUGGCGGUGGAGGAGGAUUUGGUGGUGGAAUCGGAGGAGGAAUUGGAGGUGGCUUUGGCGGCGGGAUUGGAGGCGGUUUUGGUGGAGGAAGUGGAGGUGGUUUUGGAGGAGGAAGUGGAGGUGGUUUUGGUGGAGGAAGUGGGGGUGGCUUUGGAGGAGGAAGUGGAGGUGGCAGCGGCGGUGGAAGCUAUAGUCCACCUGCACCUUCCACACUUUACAGUGGACCAUAAGUAUGUUACCAGCUUCGGAUUAUGCUUCCAAAGUAGCCUGUUUAUUAUGUUAUCAUUUAUAUACAAUUACAUUAAUUUGUAUGUUA
Molecule: messenger RNA, 827 nt
Organism: Penaeus chinensis
Lineage: Eukaryota; Metazoa; Arthropoda; Malacostraca; Decapoda; Penaeidae
Product: ATP-dependent RNA helicase A-like
Exons: 2
Coding region: 1-741 (246 amino acids)
Source: RefSeq, a predicted model, not a curated record